ACGUCUGUCAGCGGCAACAGCAGCAGCAGGAGUCCGAGUAGCAUUCCAAUCUCGAUGCGCGCGGGCGCCCGGUCGGCUUUUCUCAAAGCGCCGGCGCGCAGCCGGGAAACCCUUCUUCGUUGCGCUGCCGCCGGAUGUAAAUAAAGCCGAGCGAAAUAAAACAAAAAGCAAACGAGAAACGGAAAGUUCAGAGACGAUAUACGCUGUGCACCGCCUCGCCCCUCGAUCGGCGCUGCGAACAGAAGACAAAAAGAAGCAAAACGAGCAGACGACAGAGAGCGAAAGGACCGAACAGACGACAAAUAAAGCGAAACAGACGGCAAGAAAAUAUGAAAAGCAGACGACGAGGAAAAAAAGAUGCCGAGGACAACCAGAAAAAGAAGCGCUCGCACACAAGAGAAGUAAACCAGUCUCCUCUCCGCUGCAGCUCGGCAAGCUACCCCGACGAGUCGCCGUCGCUAUCAAUGCAAGUACACACAGAAAGGCGUGUACGGGGGAGCAGCUUUGCGGAGAGAAAUGUCGCAGAGCCCGCAGAGCCUCUUGGCGUUUCCGCUUGUGGCUUGGGCUAAGCGAGGCAGUGUCGAUGAGUUUUCGGGAAAGCAGAAGCGGAGGAAGCCACAUGCACACGCCCCUAAGCUAUAUAAUGCGCAAAAAAAAAAAAGCAAGAAUAUUGCAUCAAUGUACAGCGAAGAGACGUCUCCCGCGCAAGAUGCGCUUCUCUCAACUCUCGGGCCUGCGCCGCUCGUCUUCGUCAAAGAAGGAAAUGCUGCUAUCCCUCGCUCGCCUUGGUGUGGCAAGUCGAGCGAGGGCGAUGGCAGAUGCGUAGUGUGUACGCAGGCAACGCAAGCGUGCGCACAACCGCGCUACAAAAAGGGGAAGGGAAAAGGGAGGGGGAGAUAAAUAAAACGCAUACAUAAGCAAAUGGCGGCGCCCUCUAGCGAGUAACAGAAGCCCGGCGCGAUGAGCGGAGCAGACGAAAGCGCUUACAGAGGCGCGACGUCCGAAGAUAACGGCCUGGAUUGUGCGCGGAUGCUGGACCGGUGGAAAUGAGCUAUUCGGGCGGCGCGGUCCUGUCCCAGCAUGUCGUGGAAGCUCUGCACUCAGUGUUCCACGCAGCCGACGGAGGGCGCAGCGGUCGCCUGGGAGCCCGUGCCGUGCUCGCCGCGGCCAACCAGCUGCUCCAGGGAGACCUGCCCCCGGCGCACGAGGACCUGCUGCUGGGACGGGCGGCGGAGAAGUCGGCGGCCAAGAACGGCGAGCUGAGCUUGGACGACUUCGUGCUCGUGAUGGCGGACGCCCUGACGGAGACCACGCACUGGGGCAGCCUGAAGACGGACGUGGCCGGCUACGUGGGCAUCGACACCCUCCAGGAGCAGAUACGCAAGAAGGUCCUCCGCCGAGGGUUCGAGUUCAACAUCGUCGUCGUCGGCAGGAGCGGCCUGGGAAAGUCAACGCUCAUCAACACCCUUUUCAAGGCCAACAUCAGCCGGAGGUCGUGUACGAAGAAAGGAUCUGAAGCAGCGGACACGGUUCCCUACGUCAUUCCCAAGACAACCGAAGUCAAAUCAGUGAGCCACGUGAUCGAGGAAAAAGGCACACGGCUUCGGCUGACUGUCACGGACACACCGGGCUUUGGCGACCAGAUCAACAAUGAGAACUGCUGGCUGCCCAUUCUGGAGUACAUCAAUGAGCAGUACGAGAAGUACCUCAGCGAAGAGCAGAGUGUCACACGCAAGAAGCACAUCCCAGAUACACGGGUCCACUGCUGCCUCUAUUUUGUGCCCCCUUCAGGACAUGCCCUGACGCCUCUGGACAUCGAGUUCAUGAAGAGGCUUGACAAAUGCGUCAAUAUUGUUCCAGUCAUAGCUAAGGCUGACACGCUGACCCUCGAAGAGCGGAGCAGCUUCAAACAGAGGAUCCGAGAAGACCUGCACAAGAAUGGCAUCAGUGUGUAUCCCGUGCAAGAAUUUGAAGAUGACCCUGAGGAGACUGUUCUCAACAACAAGAUCAGGGCCUCCAUUCCGUUUGCUGUUGUGGGCAGCGACAAGCAGCACACAGUAAACGGUCGCACGGUCUACGGCCGGCAGACUCAGUGGGGCCUUGUGGAAGUGGAGAACAGACACCACUGCGAGUUUCCUGACCUCAGAGAUAUGCUCAUCAGGACUCACAUGCAAGAUCUCGUAGAAGUGACCAAGACAGUUCACUACGAGAACUUCCGCCACGAAAGGCUACAAGCGCGCCACGGUCACAUUAAUGGACACGGCAUCAACAUCGUGAACCUGAACGAGAGUAGCCUGUGAGGUGGUGCAUCCGAUUGUCCGAUUCUCCCUCCGCCGACAUUUACUUGCCUCCGACCCCCCCCCCCCCCAAGCACGCUCCGGGUUUGUUUGCUUGUGGACACGUGAAGGCCACUUUCACAAGUUCUUCCUCAUCUCUCAGGGGACAAACUCUGUCAACAAAAGGUUUUGAAAUUGUGACGUCUCCUGCAUUCCGUGCUAGGCGCUCUGCUAUGAAAUUUGGCAGUGUCUUAUGGCGUGACGCAUUUCAGUUUGGCAGUGGGAGCAAGGCACGAAAUCACGACAAGGCAAGAAUUUGGCGAGUGUAUUAAGCAUGAAGCAGGUUCAGAUGAAAUGAAGCAAUAAUGAAAAGUGGACGCACAUGCAUACAAGCAAAAAUUACAAAAAAAAACCGAAGUCUUACCUGCAUGCGGCUGAAAAAGAACGCCACUUCUCUCCCGACUUUUAUUAAUUAUUAAAAUCACACAUAUCACGGCUAAGCUUUCCGCAUCUAUGCCAGUUUGCGGAAACUCCUCAGUCUCUUUGUAGAGUCACAGCAAUUGUGUCAUUUAUGUGAUGGUGUGAAGGAAAUGUGAUCGUGGAUGUCACGUCUGUGUGCUAGCUAGGUAAAGCUAUAUAGGAACCAAUGUGUCACCCUAUGAAGCGUACUGUUCUCUGUUUGUAUCUUUCUUCCAGUGGCGUAAGCUUAAACCUUGGAGGUUUUUAACAUUUUAGAGUUGUGUCUGUACUGCAGUGCCUGUGUAGAAGCUGCUGUCAAAACUUGCAAGAUCUCAGUGAAAACAGGAAACUGCAAUUUUUAACCCAGCAUUUCUUCAGCGUGCUUCCACUUGACACUACAAUGAGCGUUACUGAAACACAGUGCUUACUUUAUGCAAGAGGUGGCAUUGCAGUAGGCAUGGCAGAGUUUAAGAAACGUGUCGAGUCAAAGCUUAUUUGUGAAUGCUAGGGCUGUUUUCACCUACUGUCUCCACUGCCAUGUUAAAUAGCCAACCGCAUUGCCAUGUCCACGAAUUGGACAGCUUCUUUUAUUUUUUUUUUGCAAACUGUUUUUACGUGUUGUGGCAAGAAUUGCAGAUGGAGCGAUUGCUAAUUCACGCCAAUUGUGGCCUGUGCUGCGCCAAAAAAAAAAAAAAGAUGCAGCAUUUCGCCGAACUUUUGUGCUCACAUGUUUGGUGAAAACCAGAAGUGCUUAAUGAUGUUUACAGGUGAAAAUGGUUGCCAAGCUCCCGUUCGCCUUGCGAGAAAAAAUUGACGAGUUUGCUCCAUCACUGAAUGAAUCCCACGGGUGGCCGCUGAGACUGCCUGUUGGGGUGACAGUCUUUGCUCAAGUAAACCGUGGGUCUUCUAGUCAUAGCUUAGAUGUCACAAGACGUGACACGUGGAGUCACUAUCUGUCAAUGUUCAGUCUUCAGAACAGGCUCAGCCCUGUUCUAGCACGUUCCGAGAACUGUGAAAUGUGUGCUAUCAGUGCUGACACGAUGCUAGCUGUCACACUUUUGCUACAGCUACGGAGAAUGUCAAGUCACAAGAUAUGGAGUGAUGCGGCGAAGAUAAGACUACCAGAUUUGCAGAUUGAAUGUGCAAGCCAUUCACAGGGAAAAAAGAUAAAAGAAAUUCAUAGUUCGAACAACAUUGUGGGGAACAUGUGUUAUGCAAAUUAUGUGUAUCUUGCAAAUUCCUCAAUAUACGGCAACCUUUUAAAACAUCUCUUCUCGCACACAGUCACCCUUGCUGCCAUCUAUACUGCAACUGCUGCUUUCUUUUCUACCAAGUGAUGUAUAUAGACCACUUUAAUUCGGCUUGUGGUUGGUACUUCAAGUCUUUAAAUUUCUCGGUCUUUUUAUGUGCAGCAUUUUCUUAUUGUUGAGCAUGGUUUGCCUCAAGUCAACACAGUUGUUCAAGUGAAAUACAAACAGGGUGAUUCCAAAACAUACAGCGACCUACACGUCUACUGUAACAAAUUAAAAAAGAAUGUCUUUCAUUUGCAGCCACCUUUGUCACCGGUCAAAUUUUAAACCAAGGUCACAUCUUUCUUAGGCUGCAGUGUUCAAUAACAUACUUGCCACUUGCCUGAUUUAAGUGGAAGAGAAUUUGGAAGCUGCCACUGCCUGCACCUUUUGUCAGGGCAGAAGUGAGUAGCUGUACAAGUAGUGGACUGCGUGUCAAUGCCUGUCAGCAGCCAAACAAAACAGUGCGGAUAGUGGCAGCAGUGGGAAUUGCUCUAAAGAAUGCGUAGCUGCUGAUUUUAAAAGCCCGUCUCACCUUCCCACUCUGGUGUUUCAAGGCACUUUUGUCUGGUUGAACACAGAGCAGGGUCGCUAUAUUGUAGCGAUGCCUUUUUCGAUGCUAUUGCCUUGUUGAACUUUUUAAGUUCACGAGUGGCCAAAGCAGUGGUUACCUCGGUUAAAGCAUUGGACACCACCAUUUGCGAAUAUGAAAAGCACGAAAGAGCAUUAGCAUCGAAAAAAGGCAUCGCCACAAGAUAGCGGCCCAGCUCAGCCCACACAGCCGUUCCUUCAGAGCCGCUAUCCUUGCUGCUUUCUUUGCCACCGAGUGGCAACAUCAGUUCAUUCCUCUGCACAGCAAUUUGCUUCUCUGAUCACAAUGGGCAUGGAUGACAGCAGCUUGCAAUUUUUUUCAUUUUUGGACGAGCCAGAAACAAAAAUGGCCAUCUUGGGUAACACAGUGCAAAACUGACACCAACAAUUGUCCGUGUCAUUUUUGCGCUGUAUUACUUAGGAUGAAGCGAUGCCAAUGUAAGUUCUGUUAACAAUGCCAAGUUUGUAGGGAACAAUGAACUAAAUGUGUCACACGUUAAAUAUAGUAGUUACAUACAGUGCACAAAAAAAGAAAGGAGAUCUGUUAAUGGUUGUCAAAAGCUGGAGUUAGUUUCCUCUUACAAAUAAAUGGCAGUUCACCACACAACAAAUCUCAAAUCAAUUGCGCUGUUGUGGCGAUAUACCUGAAACACAGAUCCCCAGACUUUUCUGUCACCAUCAGAGUUCUAUCCCCUGGUUUUCAUUUGCACAUGACCGUGUGACCAUCUCGCUAUUUCUGCAGAGACCCCACAUUCUGUUUCACAGCAGUUCGUCUGGCACUGGAGUUGAAGCUACAAGGUGUGCUCUGUCACUGAAGGCUGAGCAGACCAUGCGCUGACGUUGAGAGACAAAGAAAGUGCUUGUUAAAGGUUUAGAUUGCCGAUUAAACUAAGCCACAUUAGGCUUGAUCAGUACCUGGGAGGAUUGACUACAAGGGAACGCUGGAUGCUGAUAGAACAGACUCUCAGGCUAGUUGAUUCAUGAGCAACAACUUGCAGUGUGCAACCAUGGAACUUGAGAGUGCACAUACAAACAGUGCAAAAAUUGAUGUAUGUGCCAGUUGGAACUGUUUGUAGACGUCUGUGUCGAUUCAUUCCAAUGUUGCACACUGCAAGCUAUAUCGAACGCUGAUAGCUUCUGUUCUACGGUUUGAGAGGUUAGGCGCAUUAUACAUAGAUGUGUGCUUAAGGACAAUGUAGACAAGGAACGAAAAAGGACAAGACAAACGCCGGCUAAUGCCAAGUCCAGAAUAAAUUUUACUGGAUUCUUUUGUUCAUCUUGGGUCCAUGUUUUAUAUGUCUGACCAUAUAGGAGCCUAUCGCCCGACCUUUCAAACCAUUGAUUCUUACCAAUUUGCUCAGCCUUUUGUCAUUCUAAGCUAGUUAAGUGUCACACUUGAAUGAGACAGUCAGCUGUCUGCAGCACAACACAUGUCACACUGUAGAUAUACGCAUUUGCAUGAUUGUGCUUGCGAUUGACUGGCGUCAGCUGCAGCUUGGAUUCCAGUGCUACAUUACUGUCAAACAAAGCAGAAGCACUGUGUGGUCAUGGUAUGAUCACGUUGACCCCCGUGUUAACCAUCCAGCGUGGUGGUAUUUCCGACAUUCAUAAAUCUGCCUCAUCUUGCUUCUUUUCCCAUCACCCCGUGUCGCAUGUUUGUAGUGUUUGUGUCUCUUCUCUGCACCCCAUCCCUUUCACGCUGAUAAAAUGAAUCAAGAAACGCAAGUUAAUACUUCCAAGGCAUUGUUGUCAUGAAAUUUCUCUAUGAAGCGACAUUUAAAGGAAUACUAAAGGUAACUAUAAAGUCAAGCUGGAGUAGUAGAUUACACCUGUGAACUAUCAGCGCUUGUCUUGUGCCAAGACAUUACUCUGGCUAUGCAAAAACUGCGAUUAAAGACAUGCAUCUUUUUCUCACUUACCUGAGAAAACAGGAGCAACGUCAUACAAGUGUCAGCACAGAAAUCUCGGGGGGGGGGGUUAUGCUCUGACGAGAACUACUGCCCUCGGCGAGUUAGACGGUAGCACCGAGAGGCUACCACAUUCCCAGAUGGGCACUGAUGAAGCUCUGCAGGUUCUCGCUUUGCAAAAAUUCAACAAAAUUGGACAAACUGCGUUAUCUUUUACGUUCAAAUGGAAGUCACUUUAUUUAUUUUGCCAAUUUUUAUAUGCUCACAGACAAAUUGUUAUCUUGAGGGUUUAUGCAGACGGGAGUUGGACCUGCUGGCGCCACUAGCUUCUCAGAUGUACGUCGCUUUGUUGUUCACGAUGGCUCUGUUCUCGGCAAGGAUGGCACGCUAAUAAUUCUUGUAGGAAAGUAAUAAAUCAAUUCACCUUGACCCAAUUGAUGCCUUUACUGUUUCUUUAAUUCUGUGGUCUUCCAAAAGAAAUGAGAGCAUCCGUUAGUAACUGCUGCGAUUUGAAACAGUGCAAUGGCCACUACUGGUGGGCCUGCCACGUACAGCAGUGUUUUAACACAAUUGUGUUGCUUAAAAACCAUUGAAUGAGAUUAAAGAAACAACACAGCUAUAUUUUUAGUAGGAAGAGUCUUUGAAGAGGUCUUAUUUUUAUGCAGCAUGUAUGUGUGUAUGUGUGUGAGGGUGCUGAAAAGAUGUCUAAUAAAAUAAUCUGCAAUGUAUCUUACAA
Molecule: messenger RNA, 7258 nt
Organism: Dermacentor andersoni
Lineage: Eukaryota; Metazoa; Arthropoda; Arachnida; Ixodida; Ixodidae
Product: neuronal-specific septin-3-like
Molecular function (GO): GTP binding
Source: RefSeq, a predicted model, not a curated record